Molecule: messenger RNA, 1362 nt
Organism: Camelina sativa (false flax)
Lineage: Eukaryota; Viridiplantae; Streptophyta; Magnoliopsida; Brassicales; Brassicaceae
Source: RefSeq, a predicted model, not a curated record
AUGUCUCAGAGAUUCACCUUCUUUCUAACAGCUCUUCUCAUUCCAUGUUUUCUUCUCCUUAGCCCUUCAUAUUCCCUCAAGGAAGGAGAAACAUGCAUCGUGAACAAGAACUGUGAUCGGGGAUUGCACUGUGAAUCGUGUCUCGCCAGCGAUAGUUUCCGACCUAGAUGCACCCGAAUGCAACCCAUUAACCCCACUUCCAAGGUAAAAGGAUUACCGUACAACAAGUACUCGUGGUUAACAACCCACAAUUCAUUUGCUCGAAUAGGUGCAAAAUCCGGCACUGGCUCUAUGAUUCUUGCUCCUUCAAACCAACAAGAUUCGAUAACUAGCCAGCUCAUUAAUGGUGUUAGAGGGUUUAUGCUUGACAUGUACGACUUCCAAAAUGAUAUAUGGCUUUGCCAUUCUUACGGUGGGAAUUGCUUCAAUUACACCGCAUUUCAACCCGCGGUUAACAUUUUAAAGGAGUUUCAAGUGUAUCUAGAAAAGAAUAAGGAUGUUGUUGUGACGCUUAUCAUCGAGGACUACCAACCCGCGGUUAACAUUUUAAAGGAGUUUCAAGUGUAUCUAGAAAAGAAUAAGGAUGUUGUUGUGACGCUUAUCAUCGAGGACUACGUGAAAUCUCCUCAUGGUUUAACCAAAGUAUUUGAUGCAUCUGGAUUACGAAAUUUCAUGUUUCCGGUAACAAGAAUGCCUAAAAACGGAGAAGAUUGGCCUACUCUUGAUGAUAUGAUCAGUCAGAACCAAAGAUUGCUUGUUUUCACGUCCAAUCCUAAUAAAGAAGCGUCUGAGGGUAUUGCAUUUACAUGGAGAUACAUGAUAGAGAAUCGAUAUGGAGAUGGAGGGAUGAAGGUUGGAGGGUGUACCAAUAGACCAGAAUCAGUUGCAAUGGGAGAUAGAUCGAGAUCACUUAUUCUAGUCAAUUAUUUUCCGGAUACUGCAGAUGUGAUCGGAUCUUGUAAGCAGAACUCUGCUCCUCUUCUUGACACUAUAAAAAGUUGUCAAGAAGCCGCAGGACAACGCUGGCCUAACUUCAUUGCAGUCGAUUUUUACAAGAGAAGCGAUGGUGGAGGAGCUCCAAAAGCAGUGGAUGUUGCAAAUGGUCACUCUCUGUGCGGCUGUGAAGAUAUAGCCGCUUGUAAAGAGAACAUGCCGUAUGGGACGUGUGAGAAGCAAGAAGAGAAGAAACCGGAAUCUAACCUAAUGAUGAUCGCGAAGCUAACGGCUGAAGCGACCAGAGGCUAUGGUCAUCCAUCUACCAAACCGACCCAACUUGGGCUUUCUGUGUUUGUUGUAACCUUUAUCUCACUUCUCACAACUUUUUGACUCUAAUGGUUACAUUUAUAGUUAUGACAAAAUUCU